AAAAAACUAAAACGACAGGUCCAUUUCCUGAUAGUUUAAGUCCCAACGAGGACUUGUUGUUUGAACCAAUUUAGUGUCAGCUGGCAUGGGGAUUCUUUAGUGAACAUGUUCAGGCGAGUUUCUAAAUAAUUCCGCGACUUAAAGUAGUUUUGACUGGCAUUUGACAGCUGAUGCAAUUCAUACAAACAAGAUUUCCUGCUUACUGUAAGGUCAUUCAAAGCCACGACAUUAAUGAGAUUAAUGGCUCGAGUGCAAGGACCUGCUGAAGAUCGCAGAGAUUAAAUGAUGAAGGAUGUUUUAGAGAGGAAGUUAUACAUUAUUCAAUAUUUUCUAACUUAUAUACUUGGUGUAAUUAUAGAAAACAGAACUUCAAAUAUCCCUUUGAACAUGUUUAAUCAUAUUUAAUAAGCAAGUUUAUAAUCAAAGACUCAAGCCCGUAUAGCCUAAACGGUAGAUAAGUCAAAAUUAGGUAACCGACUCUCACGUCUCUCUUGAAUAAGUCUACUUGAAUAUUAUGCACUGAAUAUGUAGUUGUAAACACUAAACAGUAUCUUUGUAUUAAGGUUAAAGACAUUCCGUCCACUUGUUAAAUAAGACGAUAGACUUGCUUUCUAUUUUGAACUUAAACACCGUUUAGCUUGAUACAACCUCCCCUGAAGUAAAUGAAGGAUAAGAGCGUUCAAGAGCCUUGUCAUCCAGCCAAUUCGUUCAGUCUUCCCACCAUUGAUAUUUAUUUACAAGAUGAAUAUCUCUCUAGGACUAAUGUUAUGAAGAAAUACGAACAGUACCAGACACCUCAAGCGACGACAAAACAAGUUACGAAGUAUAGAAGGACAUGUACACAAACUUGCGCGAUCUGGGGUUUUUUUUGUACAACAAAAUGCAGCACAAGGUCAUACACUGCGUACGUGCCUGCUUAUAAAAUGGUAACGAAGACAAGAGUUGUUUACGUAUGCAAGACUGGAUGGAAACAGAAAGGAAAUGAAUGCACUAUACCAAUAUGUACUGGUGGUUGCCAAAAUAAUGGCGUGUGUAUCUCUCCUAACGUUUGCAAUUGCACGGCGCAGUGGAAUGGAUCUAGUUGUCAACAAGAUGUGAACGAAUGUGAUCCUAGCAGUGAUAUCUCUCAUGGCUGCCAAUAUAAGUGUGUCAAUUUUCGAGGCGGCUACAACUGCACUUGCGGGGAUGGUCAUUUUUUGGCCUCAAAUGGAAAGAACUGCACAGAUCAUGACGAAUGCGCGGGGAAUGUCCAUCAUUGCCAACAAAGAUGCCUUAAUUUUGCCGGAGGAUACAGUUGUGCCUGUCGACCUGGAUAUAGCUUGAAUAUAAGUGAUAACAGAACCUGUAACGGUCAUUUGUGUGAAGAAGUUCGUGGUCCUGUACAUGGUUCAAUGCGGUGCACCGGAAAUACAACAGAUCACAUCUGCACUUUUUACUGUGAUCCUGGGUACGAAUUAUUAGGAUCAAGUAACCGCUCAUGCAGUGCUACGGGAAGGUGGACUGGUGACGAGACUAUUUGUAAAAUCAUUCACUGUCCCAAGGCGCCCGCACCCCAACAUGGUUUUGUUUAUGCGCCAUGCUAUACGCCGUUCAGGUCGGAGUGCAUUGUGGGAUGCAUGCGUGGUUACUUCAUGGAAGGAAGCGCAAAGAUAUCUUGCAACUCAAGUGGUGAUUGGCAGCCAGAAAAUAUCCUCUGCACAAAAAGUACAGCGUGCGAACGAAACCCAUGUCAACAUAACGGACUCUGCAUUCCGUUGAGUUUAUCACGCUAUGUUUGUAACUGUUCCAACACGGGAUACCGAGGGACGAAUUGUCAUGUAGGAUACAUCGAUGCUCCCUAAUAUCGACGAGUAGCAACUGGAAUCCCGUCGUCACCAUUGGAAUUUCGAUCUUCGCCUUUGUCUUCCGGUUACGUAAUCCUUACCCCCAGCAGCCAUGACGUCAUGUUUACUCCAACGUUUCUUGUAUUCAAUUCCUCGUCUUCUGUCCAGUCUCUCACGAUCACGACGAACAAGGUUGGGAUAAAGUUAAUUAAGUAUUCCAUAUCCGGUCCAAACGCCGUCGAGUUUGCUCCGCCCGGAAAUGACGUCAUCUUUGUUGACGUCGUCAAGAAUUCUACCAAUGAAAAGGUCGGAAACUCCACUGCGACAAAGCUGAGACUACCAAUCGGUUGUAAUGAAAUGGUGUUAAAGAAAUGCCCAUCUGGUAAUGACGUGAUCGUAUCUUCUUCAACGAAGCCAUGGAAAACCACGGGGUUAGUGACGUCAUCAAGUGGUGUAAUCAUAGUGCAUGCUGGGAAAACAGAUUUCCCGAUGUCUCUUUUAGGCGCGAGUUUUCCGAGGAACACACAGUCGGUUGAUGAAAAGUGCUAUAAUAGUCAAAAUUACUCUGUCGAGCAGUUAGCCAGAAAUCAAGUUUUGACAGAGACUUUUUUGUACUCUUUGAGACACAGUUUUCCAAAAUGGUUAAGGGUGAAUUUACGACGCGAAAUUCGAACAAAAUCAGUCCACUUAUCCGACAUGAGCGCGCAAUUUUUGUCCGGUAAAAAAUUACCACAUCAUACCGCGCAAGGGCAACCCAUUUCCGAUGAUUCCUUGUUUUUACUUCUACGAUCUUCUAACAUUAACGUGACUUUGGAAAAUGACGGCGAUGUUUUGAAGACACGUGAUGGGAAUACACUAACCUCAUUGGCUGUCGAUCUGUGUAGCGGGUCCCCCGGGACAGUCAUCUUACGUGCCCCACGCAAGCACGAGAAUCUCAUCCAGAAUGCUUCGGUUUUCAAAAGACUGAAACUUGAUGGUUGGAAGAUGACCGUUUUUUCGCUUCAAAUUUCCAAAACAAAUUCCAUACAGACUCCGUUUGGAAAGCAGAGCUUUUGGAACGGCGAGAGACUUAUAACAGGUGAUUUAAAAAGGAAAAGUAACCUCGCUGUUGUAGCCAAACUAAGAAAGUCGUUUACUGGACAGAACAUCACUUCAUUUCUUGAAUUUGAUGGAACAAUGGUUAUUGCUGUCGACGACUUGGAUAAUGUUUUACAGUUCCCGUUAGACCAAAUGUGGUUGGUACAUCUUUACGGCAACAUUAAAUUGACGAUACAAUUUGCGGUGGAAGGAAAAAUGACGAAUAUGACCUUAAAAGCUGCUGAAUCUAUAAGUUUUGCAACGUUUGGAGAAAGUUCAAAAGGUGACAAAAAAGUUGGCCAAAAAGGAUUGUACCUCUCAAAUUCCUUCGAAACCAACCCUUUCAUCGACUCAGACCUGGCAAAAUUUGUCGAGACAUCUCCUGGCGAUGGAAUCCAAGCUUUCAUUGAAACGAAUUUGCGGUCGAGACUCACAAACAAGUCCUCGUCGGAUCAGAUUAAGUCUGUUAACUUGGCAUUUCGUGGAGUUCUUAAAUUCGGCCCGUUGCGAUUUGAAGACUUUGGUAUCGUAUUGAAAAAGCAAAACAAAUUGGGCUGGAACGACGAAGAUGUUGAUAUCAGGGUAAAGGGUAAAGCACGCACCGACAUGGCUCAAAAAUACGGCAUAUUUAAACCGAAAAAUCUGAAUGUGGAUCUUCGAAUUUCAAGCCGAAACAGUCGUAUGUCGAGAGGUUCAUUUGAAAGCAAUGUUGAGCUUCUAGGAUUGCAGGAUUUGGUGAAUGUAUCUUUUGGAAGAAACGGAUUAAGAUUCAACGCAACCGGUAAUGUGCAUGGUGUCUUUGAAGCCGACUUGAGUUGUGUUUCCUCGUUAGAAUCUUGGAAAAAUCAAAGGUUCGUUGUAUCGGGCCAGUUUAAAUCGGGUGCAAGCAGUCUUAUGGAGGAUCUAGGAAACGUUUUGAACGACUAUGCUUUCAAAGUUCACGACAAGGCGAUGAAACGGGUUGCCUUCUUCGGAAAAAGAACCGAAAGAGCUAAAUCUCGCCUUGAUAACGUUUUGGCUGUCGUCGAAGGUAAACAAGACGACCUCAACAAAUCGCUGGCCGCGUACAAUGACUCGAUAAGAAAGUUAAGGGCAGUUGAGGCACACUUUAAAACUCUCCAAGGAAAUGUUAGUCAUCGUUUAGACAGUCUUAAAGCGCGCCUCGAUAAAUUUUGCCCUGAAGUAAAACAGUGCCCGGAAAUUUGUCAGACCGGCGUAGUUUGCAAGCAUUGCAAUUAUGAUAGCUGGGAAGUUAAAAGGAAUUGUCUGACCACUUGUCACAAAACCGAAACUCUUCUAGUCAAAACAAAUGCAAGUUAUGUACCUUGCAAACGGCAAGAAUGUGUCAGAGUUUAUGUAAAAGACGGUCUGGUUGUGAAUGGUUUGCAGAAGACUCUGUACAAUGUACAAAAGGAUAUAUUUUCGUUUGGAAAGAAUUCAAAGGGAACGAACGGUAUUAUUGUUGGUGGAAAAUCUGAACUAUUCCCUGGCACAAAAAAGCGAGAUGUGUGUGGAUAUUCUAAUAACAUUAAUAAUCUAUAUUCUGAGAAACUUUGCGAGCAAGACGAUCGCAAUGGCCACUGGGAUUGCAACAUCCGCACCGAAACCUGCGCCACCUCCGGUCAUCGUUACGAGAAAUAUCAUGCGCCGUACACGUGCCAACGCCCAUGUGAGACACACGUGACCACGGAGAAUAUCACGAAAAGCUGUUGCGCAACCGUCCCGUGCGCUUUCAAAUCGGUCGACCGAGACUGCGUCGCGAAAAAUGUCUUCUGCAAUAAGAUUCGAAUCGAAGCGUUGGAUAAACUAACCGCAAAUGAAUCUAGCUUUGAUAUUCGUGAUAUGCUUAAGGAAGUAGAAACAACCAGAGGUGAAUUAUUUUAUUGGCAGAUUCAGUCGCGCAUUGAUGAAAUUCGGCUGAAAUCUGCGAGGAAUCUUUUAAGCCUGGCACAAGACACAGCAACACGCCUUCAAAAGGCCUACGAUAAUAGUUUGAAGUCAAACCUGAACAUUUCGAGUUCGCUUGUCCAGAAAUUGAACUUGAAAUGGAUUCUUGAUGAAAAUAGGCGAGGAAUCGAAAUCCAUAGCGCAAGCUUUGAAGUGGAACUUCAGAAGGGUGGGAACUAUUUGAUCCCUGUUCAGUUUAUCUUAAACGUUAACGGUACGCUUCAUGAGUUUAAAGCGAUUAUUGAUUUCCGAGAAGUGAACGCGUCCCUAAGCGGUGUAGCAAAAGAUAUUUUAGACUUGUAUGGGAAACGUGGAGUAGAAAACGAUGGGAACUCGCGAAGGAGACGCUCAAUCGACAAGGAUCAUGCCCUGUCGAGCUUACAAAAGUACAAUGCUUUGUGUACACGAUUCAUCAACAAUGAACAGGCUUUUGAAGAUAUGAGUAGGUCGCUGUUCAACCUCACGACAGAAGCGAAAGAACUUAUCAAAGAUUCUCUAAAAAGGAAUACAUCUCUUAGCUCUUUUAACGCCAGCCAUAUUUUCGAAAACUUUAACACAAGUCAGGCUUCUUCAUUUAAGCUAAAAAUUGACAAAGAAUCGUAUUUAAGUAGUCUUAAGAACGACAAAACUAUGUUAUCUGCGCAUGCACUCCACGACGAAGCACUCAAUGAUGGCUAUAAACCCCUGAAUUUAAAUUCGAAAGUACUUUUCAAGAACUGGUUUACAGCCAUGGAGAAAAUUUUUGAGGUCGUGUUAAGGAACUGUAGUGGUUUUGAAGAUUGUAUUGUAUUCAUAACGGACAGUUUGUUCGAGAUGAACGAGGCCUCGGGUUUGCGUGGAUCGCAUAAACUUCGUGAGAUGAUCGCAUUCCUCCGGAAAGAACUCGGCCGCCUGAGCAUUAAUACCGAGAUCUCUUUGAACGAAGCCAACGAAGUCUCGUGGAAUAUAUUAAACACUUUGAAUGAUAUGAGAGCUGUUAAACUAUUCUGCGCACAGGCACCAAAUAUUACGAAACAGCCCGAUACCUUUACGGACGUCGGCGAAGGAGAACCGUUGAUUCUUACUUGUAAUGCAAGCGGAGAUUUCCUGAAGUUUAACUGGAUGUAUAAUGAUGAUUAUUUAACCGAUCAAACAUCAAGAACUCUUUUGAUAACUGAGGCUAAGUCCACGCACUCUGGUAAUUACAGCUGUGUAGUCACGAAUCACGUUUCCAUGGAAAUAUCAUCCCCUGCUACGGUCAUAGUCCACCCCGCACCGUCCAUUACCGUUCAACCAAUCAAACGCCUGAACGCAAUCGUUCGGACCAAUAAUUCGCUCCGAUGCUUGGGCGAAACCACAGACAAAAACAUGACGUAUCAGUGGUAUUUCAGAGCAAAGAACUCCAGCGUGUUCAUGAAACUACGCGGUCAGGAAUUUUCAUAUUUGAAUUUCAUUCCGGUAGAGAUUCGCCAUGAAGGAUGGUAUUAUUGCAACGUCAGCAACCACUAUGGAACUAGUCGUUCUAGAACUAGUUACAUGAAGGUCCUAGAUUUUUCUAUGCCAGUCUCUGAUAUAAAGUUAUCCGUAAGUUUGUCUCGAAGUAAAAAGAAUGUGAGGGCUUUUAGACGAUCAGAACCAGAUGAAAUUAGCUAUGAGGAAAUUCGUUCAAAGCUUUUGUCGCUGUUGUCUUUCUAUGGCAGAAAGAAGUUAUCUGUUCGCGGUAAUGCAACAACAACCUUUUCUAAUGGUACAUCGUCUGCUUCUGGUAAUAUGACCUCGAAUUCAUCAGCGCAAUUCAACCCACAAGUCAUAGAUUUGAAGAUAAACAAGUGCAGUACAAUACCAUUGUCUCAAGUUUGUCAGUGGGUGUUCCGAUACGUUGCCGACCGUGUGUCCACUGGUAAGGGUGGAAAUUUCGUAAAGGAUGCGGGCGAGUUGAUUGGCUCGUUGCGAGAGCUCCGUGCGGCUAUUGGUCGGUUGGUAAAAGCGGCAAACGGUGGGGCAUUAUAUUUUGACAUUGGUGACCAGAGAUUUUCCGUGGAAGAAAAUUCUGUUGGUGUUGAAAGCGUGACAAUGGCUUGUCCUCAAGGAAAGAAACUGCAAAAGGACUUCAGAUGUGUUGAUUGCCUUCCUGGAUAUUAUGGAGUAAUAGAUGAAAAUGCCAUAGCAACUUGUGUUGCAUGUCGGGUGGGUAUGUACCAACCAUCCAGUGGUCAAAGAACAUGCGUUCAGUGUCAGGAGGGCUUCACAACCGUGGAAGAAGCCGCCAUUGACUUGUCCCAGUGCAAAGUCAUCUGUCCAGCUGGUACUUAUGGUAAAAUCAUCGAUAAUGUCGGGAAAUGUCUGGCCUGUCCUGGUAAUACGUAUCAGCCAAUGAGAGGGCAAUUUGAAUGCCUGCCAUGCCCCGAUGGUCAAGUGACUGCCACCAAAGGAGCUAGGAACAUUUCACAAUGCCUUCCAGAACCAACUACGACAAAAAAACCUACGGAGAAGCAAAACACACAAGAGAAUACAGGGACAAGUAAAGAAGAAACUAAUCCAACGACAGAUGGCGGAGGAGAGCCAGGAAAACUCGGAGCUCGAAAGGACGCGAAUGAGGAAAAUAAAGCUGCUGUCAUUGGCGGUACUCUUGGAGGAUUCUUUGUUCUUUGCGUUCUCCUGAUAUUUUUCUUCGUGCAAAGAUAUCGGACCGCAAAGAGAUCUGAUGAACUCGCCGAUGAUAAAAAUAUCGUCUCGUCAGAUCACGAAAUGGAGUUGAAUGCCUGGAGUAAUCCAGCCUUUAACGACGAGGUGUGUAGCAAUGACGAGACGGAAAAUAGCGAGAAUCUUACGAACACAACCUCUGGUGAUCCCGAGGAUUCAUUGUACGUGAUAAGCCCGACUCCGGCUCGUUCCGAGAAGGAAGCGAGCGACCUUUCGGAUCCCGUUGUCCUUCAGGUACAUAUGGACUACCAAAAUAGUUCAGCUUGUAGAAAUCCGCUGUACGAAAGCAACCCGGCUCAUGAUCUCGUCAAUGAAGGGCCUAAAGGGGGACAGGGUGAAUAUUGCGAACCCGUGGUAUCGAGUACGGAUGGCAUAACCAAAUACGGUAAUCCGCUGUACGAGGAACUUGAAAGAGAGAAGGCGCAGAAGGGUUCAACGCUGAAGUUAGAUAAUGAUGAAAUUAUCGAUGAAGAUGUUUAAUAAUGCAGUUGGAUAAGGGUUGGACAAUUUGGACAAGGUAAAGUGUAAAUAAUUAAUUUAGAUUGCAUUCGCUUGUACCUUAUAACGACAAAGCAAAUGCUAUAAAAACAUACAUACAUAGAAAAAGGGAGAAAAAAACAUUUGUAAAUAUUCUUGUUCUUAAACGCUUUUGCGUUGAUUCAAAUCCCUGAUUAUGAAAACAAAUGGAUUAUAAACACAAGUAUUUUUAUAAUCCACGCUAAUUUUGGUUUAUAUAAUAUAUAAAUGUAAUGACGUGAACUUUGUAAAAGUUCAAAUUUU
Messenger RNA from Dendronephthya gigantea, 8309 nucleotides. RefSeq lists its product as uncharacterized. Gene Ontology annotation, cellular component: protein-containing complex; plasma membrane. Gene Ontology annotation, molecular function: calcium ion binding. Lineage: Eukaryota; Metazoa; Cnidaria; Anthozoa; Malacalcyonacea; Nephtheidae. The record is from RefSeq and is a predicted model, not a curated record. Gene Ontology annotation, biological process: heterophilic cell-cell adhesion; establishment or maintenance of epithelial cell apical/basal polarity.